AUGCCAGUGUACCAUUCCAGGCACAACGGCAGCAACGCAGUGAGCGUUUGUGGCUGCCCGCUGGUGCCCCUGAAGACAGGCUGUUGUCCUGCAGAGGACCUGCUCCCACCCCUGCUUCUCUGGGCCUCACUGAUGAGGCUCAAGAGAUCUGGUCUCGUUGGGCACUUGGGUUGGCACUCAGGGAUGAUGAAAGGAGCCUAUGUUCGGGUCAGAGGCCUUCGAGCUCGCUCUGAGCUCAACGGGCGCUACGGAAGCAUCCUGCGGUGGAUUCCGUCGGCCGAACGAUGGGAAGUGCAGUUGGAAUCAGAAAAUGGGGUCCCUGUGCAGGGCACAGUGUCCGUCAAAGGUCACAACCUCCAGGAGAUUUGUCCUGAACUGGAAACGACUUACAUGUCUAGGGUGCUCGCAAACUGCCCAGAAAGACGGUCUCCACCCUGCUUUCCGAUGGAGUUCCGCGAAGCCUGUGAGAACAAGUCAUGGCCGGAAAGGCUUGAACCGGACAAGGCCUGGGAAUUUCUCCUAAAUGGCUACAUGGCCGCGACAGAGCUGAGAUGGCAACGAACUCUAAGUGAACAGCACAGUCCUCAAACUUCCAGGACCUGCUUCGAUGGCCUGAAGAUUGGCGACGUACUUCCUGAGCAGCGAAAGCAGCAUGACUUCCACCACUUCCGCACCAACUUCAGCAACUCCCCGCCCAACACAAUGUCGAUAUCCGCCAACUCUGUAUAUGUUGCUGUCGGAUUCAAUGACCUACGCGUGUUGCUGGAUGCCAGCAUACAGGAACAAGCUACCAACGUUCGCUUCGUCGGCAUCGACCUGAACAAUUUUGCAGUGGCGAAGACGUUGGUCAUUGCAGCAAUGCUUAAGGACGUUAGCAUUCCAGUGCAUGACGUGUUGCAGGUGUGGUAUUCAUCAACUUGGUCCAGGGGAACAUUUUCAUCCUUCAAGCGAACCGUAUCGGCCUUGAAGCCGCCCGCUCAAAAGCCCGGAAUACGUCAGCUUGUGGACUUCUGGAAAUCCACUGCAGCACCGGACCUCACAAGGUGUCGGCAGGAGUGGCUGCAGUACUUUGUCAGCGACGCCCGCAAGUGGGAUGCUUGUACAAUUGCAAGUCUUGUUCGGCAACGGGAUCGGCUGGCAGCAUGCAGAUGCUUCCUGACCGGAGACGUAUGGGACGAGAGGGAGGAGAGCGCCGACCAGCUGGCAGUGGGUAGCAUCACCAUGUGGGCGUCGCAUUUCGGUUCCCUUCCACUGCACAACGCAGACUCCAUCUUCGCCACAAUGAAUUUGGAGGACUACCUGCCUGUGUCGGAUGAGGCAGACUCAAUCGUCCAACUUUUCGUGAACGAUAUCUGCAAGAAGCUCAAUAGCAUCCGACAGCUGCUCGUGGAAGGAAGACUUGAGAUCGAGAUUUGGCAGGACGAGUUAACUGUAGACAGUUGCCAGCUGAUCAGACAGAUUUCUGCGCUCUCUCCAGCGGGAAUCAGUUGGUCCAACCUUCUGGACUACACAGACUUAGCUUCAUUCCAUGCUGUGGCAGCAAGGUGUUCCGCGCCAGGCUCACAUACUACGCACUACGCCUAUUCCAUGGAGUGGGUGAAAGAUGUUUAUGGCAUUACUCUGGCAGACUGGUGCAGAGGACGCCAAGCCCUGCGUGCCGCCUUGCUUGCAGAGCUGGAGACUGGGAAGGCACUACCAGCUUUUGCCAGCAAAACACAGCUGAGCACUCUGUUGGCUCUACCUGGCUUUGGUUGCCCCAGCAAGAUGUGGAUGUACGUCACAGCAAUGCACCUGCACAAGUCCUGGGUUGCUAGGUUUGUAAGCCAAGGUUCAGCAACUCUGCAGAAUGUGACGCUGCACUCUUUGGGCAUGUGCUUGCCAUUCAUGAUGCAUAGACGCUUCCCGACGAACCUGUUCCUGCAGUGGAGUUAUUCACGAGAGUCUUCGGAGGAGCCUGCAGCUGCAAAAGUCAGCAAGGCCAUGGAAUCUUUCAAUGUUACCUUGGGUGAAGUGGUUGCGUGUGCGUAUGCUGGCGAAGCUGCUGUGAUGCCAGUCGCAUGCGGAGACUACCGGCAACCACUGGAAUCGGUCUUGGGCGAUGCAGAUCGGGUUUUGGUGUACCUGACCCUGUGGAUUCAAAAAUGCCUGUCGGUGGCUUCACAGGCCGGCAGCGCCGACGAUGCGGCGCGCCAGCUGGAGGUCGUGGCUGCCUCCGAGUUGCCGGGACCCGGAGACUCCGGGUUCAUCCUCGGCAGCUGGUUCAAAGCCGGGCCACCUCAGGACUGCCAAAUGGCCAAGGCGUACCUGAAGCAGCUUCGGCAGGAGACGGCGUCCAGGCUGUUGCCCAUGUUCUAUCCAGACGGACAGCCGAACAAAUGGUGGUUCCAGUUCUCAAAGAAGAAGUUCAUGAACAUCGCCCUUUAA
Symbiodinium sp. CCMP2592 is the source of this 2424-nucleotide messenger RNA. Lineage: Eukaryota; Dinophyceae; Suessiales; Symbiodiniaceae. The record is from the annotation of a GenBank genome assembly.